AUGGAGCUAGAACCCUCGUUGUCUGCCAUGGUUGGUUCAUGUAAUGGUCUGGUUUGUUGCUUGGUAAAGGGAAAGUCCUCUCUUGAGCGCGAUGCCAUCUACAUCUGUAAUCCCGUUAUAGAGGAAUAUGUUUAUCUUCCAACACUCACUUACAACAAAGCAUGUAAUGGUUAUUUUUAUUAUGGAUUUGGUUAUCAUCAUUCCACCGAUGAGUAUAAAGUUGUUAGAAUCUACUAUGGCGAAGUUGAAGUAUACACUUUGGGGAGUGGUCAAGGGUGGAGACAUAAAGGAAGGACUGAACACCGUUUAGAUUAUAUCUCUGGUGUUUGUGCAAAUGGCUACCUUCAUUGGAUACAGUACAGGAAAAACGAAAUUGUGGCUUUCCACUUAGCAGAUGAGGAGUCCCGAUUGAUCCCAUUCCCACCGAUUUCUAUGAUUAGGAGUUACAAAGUCGUUUAUCUUCAACUAAUGUUCGGAGGGUAUUUGUGUGCUGUUCAUAUGGACGUAGGAGAAGAAGAUAUAAUUGUUAACGUAUGGGCAUUAGGGAAAAAGAAAAAGUUUAACAGAAGCUAUGACACGGGAGAACAUGCAUUCAACGAUUUCUGGGGAUGGAACAAAAAAUUUAGUAUACCAUGUGCCAAGGAAGAGUAA
Molecule: messenger RNA, 651 nt
Organism: Papaver somniferum (opium poppy)
Lineage: Eukaryota; Viridiplantae; Streptophyta; Magnoliopsida; Ranunculales; Papaveraceae
Product: F-box protein At3g07870-like
Exons: 1
Coding region: 1-651 (216 amino acids)
Source: RefSeq, a predicted model, not a curated record